Messenger RNA from Myotis davidii, 1106 nucleotides. RefSeq names its product apolipoprotein L3-like. Bases 50 to 1078 code for a protein of 342 amino acids. Gene Ontology annotation, cellular component: extracellular region; membrane. The record is from RefSeq and is a predicted model, not a curated record. Lineage: Eukaryota; Metazoa; Chordata; Mammalia; Chiroptera; Vespertilionidae. Gene Ontology annotation, biological process: lipoprotein metabolic process; lipid transport. The transcript has 3 exons. Gene Ontology annotation, molecular function: lipid binding.
ACAGACUGGUGAGCUGAAGGGGAAACUCUGAGAUCCCACUGCUGACACCAUGACCUCAGAAGCUGACAAGAUCUGCCCAGAGGGCAAAGACUUUGUUGAUGCCAUUGAGUAUUUAAUGGACCCAAAGGAUAAAGAGAAACUGCAUUGCCUGCUCAGUAAUGAAUCCUGGGAGAGAUUUGUGACUUCGGCCAAUGUGUCCAGGGGUGAGGCAGAUGCACUCUAUGCGGACUUGCACCAGCUGGAAGCACUCAUGGCCGAGGAGGACAAAGACAUGCCCUCAGCAGACCAGCUGCAUGGGGAGAGCUUUAUGAAGGAGUUUCCUCAGGUGAAACAGGACCUUGAGGAACGCAUAGGAAAGCUCUACGCACUGGCUGAUGAGGUUGACGAGGUGCACAGGGACUGCACCAUCACCCAAGUGGCGGCCUCUUCCGCGGGCGCUGUGUCUGGCAUCCUGACCAUUGUUGGCCUGUCUCUGGCACCUGUGACAGCAGGGGUUAGUCUGGUGCUUUCGGCAACUGGGAUCGGACUGGGGGCAGCAGCUGCUGUGACCGGUGUGACCGCCAGCAUCGUGGAAGCCUCAAAGAACGCGUCAACUAAAGCCGAAGCCAGCCGCCUAUUGUCAACCGGCAGUGACACAGAGAAGCUGGUUGGGGAGGUUCUAAGUCGCAGCGCACCCAAAAUUGUUUCCUUAGCAAGGAAGUGCAUCCAAUCCCUGCAAGUCAUUGUGAAGAAUGCCCGUGCCUUCAAGCUGGCCAAAUCCAAUCCUCGCUUAGCAGUCAAGGCCAUGCGUUUCUUGCGCAGGGGGGCAGUCUCAGCCGUAAGCGGCAAGCAGGUGCAGAAAGCUUUUGGAGGCACUGCUCUGGCCAUGAGCAAAGGAGCCAGGGUCUUUGGUGCAGCCACGGCAGGUAUAUUCCUUCUCAUGGAUGUAGUGGAUCUAGUGAAAGAGUCAAUUCACUUACACAAGGGCGCAAAGGCUCAAUCAGCUGAAGAGUUGAGGCAGCAGGCCCAGGAGCUGGAGAGGAGGUUGGAAGAACUCACCCGCAUUCACACAAGUCUACAGGAGGACCUGACUCCGUGAUCCCAGACAGUGCAGGGAGCAGGGUGUG